AUGAGGACGAGGAAGAGUGAGAUGCAGCUUCCACCCGACGUGUGGAAGCUGAAGCUCAUUUUGAUGAGCUCAAUCAGAAACUUGAAUGGGAGAUUUGGUUUGUGUCCAAAUUCUCGUGUUGAUAUUUUCAUUUCUUUUUCUCUUGGGCAGCUCAUUCUCUCCAGUUGGGGAGGAGGCUACAAUCUGCAGUGCCAAGAUCUCACCAGUGCAGGGGAAGCUGAUGUCCGGGUAGCCAAAGUGUUAUGGUGGUACUACUUCUCCAAAUUAAUAGAGUUCCUGGACACAAUUUUCUUUGUUUUGCGGAAAAAAACCAGUCAGAUUACUUUUCUCCACGUGUAUCACCAUGCCUCUAUGUUCAACAUCUGGUGGUGCGUUCUGAACUGGAUACCCUGUGGGCAAAGUUUCUUUGGACCAACGCUGAACAGUUUUAUCCACAUUCUUAUGUACUCCUACUAUGGGCUUUCUGUGUUUCCAUCUAUGCAUAAGUACCUUUGGUGGAAGAAGUACCUCACACAGGCUCAACUGGUCCAGUUUGUGCUCACCAUCACGCACACCAUGAGUGCCGUCGUCAAGCCCUGCGGCUUCCCCUUUGGGUGUCUCAUCUUCCAGUCUUCCUACAUGCUUACCUUAGUCAUUCUGUUCCUGAAUUUCUAUGUCCAGACAUACCGGAAAAAGCCAACGAAGAAAGUGGUGGAGGAGCCAUCUGCAGGGCUAGAAACCAAGAACGGCUUUUCCAAGGCCCACGUCCCAGCGACUAAUGGAGUGACAACGACGAGCAACAAGAAAGCGCAGUGAAAACGGACCAGCAGGAAAUGCCCACGGAAGAGCCUCCCGGAUUCGCUUGUUUUAAAGCAAAGACUGAAUUGAAAGUUACACAUGUUUAGCAUAAACUAAUUUCGUUUGAGUUUCUAAAUCAUUUGUACCCAGAAUGUAUUAAUAUAUUGCUAUCAGGUAGCUCGUUAACCGCACGCUUUGGUCAGCACUGAGAUGCUGCUGGGCUCCGUGGACCUCAGAGCCGGUACCGCUCCUCCCUCCCCUGCCCCCUCCCUCUCUCCCUGCACAUCCUCCCUCUAACACCGCCCCCCCACAAAAAAAAAAAAGUUCUACAACGCCUUAGACACAUACAAAGCCAGUAACCUGGAGCUGCUUCUCCCAUUCCCCACCCCCGACAGCAAGUCUUUAAAAAGAGUUUUGUUCAGAUUUAAAAUGUUUACACCCAAAUGUUAAAUUCUCCUCCCAACGCACAGGUGUGUUCUGAUGCACAUGGAGCAUAGUUGCCAGUGCCUAAAGUCCUCGCUCAGACCGCCUGCUCUUCCAGGAACCAAACGCGGGACCCCGUAACGGAAAUAAAUAAAUAAAUGGAAGACAGAAAUCUAGCGAACUCACUCUCCUAAGCCAGAGCCUGUCUAUCAAAUUCCCACGCCACUUCUGUGAUUCUCCACUUGGUGCCGUGGUGAUGACAUUUUUAUACUGUAGAUUUCAUUUUUCUAAAACAACAACAA
Echinops telfairi (small Madagascar hedgehog) is the source of this 1502-nucleotide messenger RNA. It is a transcript of the gene ELOVL2, whose product is annotated as ELOVL fatty acid elongase 2. NCBI's taxonomy places the organism in Eukaryota, Metazoa, Chordata, Mammalia, Afrosoricida, Tenrecidae. Gene Ontology annotation, cellular component: endoplasmic reticulum membrane. The transcript is spliced from 6 exons. Gene Ontology annotation, molecular function: fatty acid elongase activity. Bases 1 to 795 code for a protein of 264 amino acids. The record is from RefSeq and is a predicted model, not a curated record. Gene Ontology annotation, biological process: fatty acid elongation, saturated fatty acid; sphingolipid biosynthetic process; very long-chain fatty acid biosynthetic process.